AGCCUCCCGACGGGAACCGGGCGGCCUCCAUCCACAGGCCGCGCCGCUUCCGCAGGAGCGCCCGCUCAAGUUGGUGUCUCGCCAGGGAGGGCGGCCUCCCUCGCCGCAUUGCGACCUGCCCGUGAAGGGCCCGGCGGCCCCACCUGUCCGCAGUAGCGAUGGCGGCCGGUGAGCCGCUGGGCGCGGAGUGCCUCUCUCAGCUGGCGGAAAAUCUGCUGCAUCAGCUGCAGGAGAAUUUUCAAGCUCUGACAGAAAGGAUAACGCUGAGAAUGGAAGAAAUGGGUGAGCGCAUCAAUGAUCUUGAGAAGCAUGUUGCUGACCUAAUGGCAGAGGCUGGAAUAGAGAACACUGAUGAUGGAUUGAGACACUGAAAUAAGCAUGUGAGCAAGAAAGAUAAAGGGAGAACAGCUCUGCACUGAAUCUGGAGUGUGUCAUUGUUUACCAUCAGUGUCACUAGUCACCAAAAGUGUCAGUGAAAACAAAUACACUUGCAUCACAUCAUGAUAGAAUCUCCAUUUUUCUUUUCCUUUAAAUUAUUGUCCCAGGAGAGGAGUAGAAAGCUAGGUUUAUCUAAAUGGGAUGCUAUUUCCUAUAGUUGGGAAUAAACCAUUAGUCUCAGGGGAGGAAAAAAAAAUAUGGAUAGAAAACUGUCCUAUAUAGUAGUGAGCUUACCCAGUCACAAACUUUUUCAAUGUAAAAUGUACUCUAUUUCAUACUACUAAUAUUAAAAUUUCCAUCAUGCUUC
This is a messenger RNA of Gallus gallus (chicken), 745 nucleotides long. It is a transcript of the gene HSBP1L1, whose product is annotated as heat shock factor binding protein 1 like 1. The transcript has 4 exons. Gene Ontology annotation, cellular component: nucleus; cytosol. Gene Ontology annotation, molecular function: transcription corepressor activity. The coding region runs from base 159 to 371 and encodes 70 amino acids. The record is from RefSeq and is marked validated. Gene Ontology annotation, biological process: cellular heat acclimation. NCBI's taxonomy places the organism in Eukaryota, Metazoa, Chordata, Aves, Galliformes, Phasianidae.